AUGGUCUGUCUAAACAAGGCCGACAAAGGCACAUUCCGCCACCAAAGCUACAAUCAGAGCCCUCCCGCCCUGGCCGCUCACGCCACCACUCGCCAGGAUUUGAAUGGCAUCGCCAAUCUUCGCCAGUAUGUGGCUGCUGGCCAGAAAGCUUCGGGAGGUGCAACGGCCGGCCUAGCUGGACAGACCGUCUCGAGCGAAAAGCUUCGUCGUCAGUUGCCUGGAGAUUCUGCCCUUGCAACGACCGGCCUGGAGCGCCUUUGGAGCUGGAUUACCUGGAUUCUGUCCGUCUUGAUCGUCUCGUACCUGUUUUCCCGAUUGCGCGCCCCGACGUGCCGGUGUGCCUCCAGUGGAACCCCAUCCAUUCCUGUCCUCAGUGCCAGGACUCAUGAAACCGACCUUCCCCCCAAGCUCGUGAAGCGGUCUUCCUGCGCGACGGGCGGUGUCAACAAGGACGCAUACAACACCGGUCUCCACGCAGCAGCCCUCUUCAUAAUCUGGUUCGUGUCUUCACUGGCGUGUGCCUUUCCCAUCGCCGCCGCCAAGUUCCCUGGUCUCCGUAUCCCGCGCCGCUUCUUCUUUGCCGUCCGCCACUUUGGCACGGGGGUUCUCAUCGCCACGGCACUUGUGCACUUGCUCCCCACGGCAUUUGUAUCCCUUGGAAACCCGUGCCUGGGUACCUUUUGGACAAAGGACUACGAAGCCAUGCCCGGGGCGAUUGCCCUGCUGGCCAUCUUCCUCGUCACCGUUAUUGAAAUGGCGUUUCAUCCUUCAAGGCAUGGCCCUCCCGCGGACAUGGUCGCCCGCAGACAGGCGAAGGACCGCACGGGCGUCGAAAGCGCUGAUCCCGAGGGCCAUUCUCUUGGUGACAUGGGUCCUCUACACGGCCUACCCGGCAGCAUGGCAAGGGGAUUGCCGCAGCUGAACCGCGCUGCUCCCAUGGAUGAGAUUUCCCUACAAGCUCCCGCAGGUGACUCGACUCCUGCCAAGAUCUCGGCUGAGAGCGCCCGGCCGACGCUGGAAGAGCCAACUCUGACUCCCAGUCAAAAGAGGGACAAGGAGCGCUUGCAGUGUAUCUUGCUGGAGAUGGGCAUCUUGUUUCACAGCGUGUUUAUCGGAAUGGCGCUGAGCGUCAGCGUCGGCAACGACUUCAUCGUCCUGCUGAUUGCCAUUGCUUUUCAUCAAACCUUUGAAGGGCUGGCGCUUGGGUCCAGAAUCUCCGUUAUAGCAUGGGGAUCCAGGACGUGGCAGCCUUGGCUGAUGGCUUUCGCAUACGGGUGCACAACACCCCUCGGUCAAGCCAUCGGCCUCGCGACACAUAGCCUCUACAGCCCCGAGUCCGAAAUCGGCCUCGUUCUGGUUGGGGUCAUGAACGCGGUCUCGGCUGGUCUCCUGACUUUUGCUUCCCUGGUUGAGCUGCUAUCAGAGGAUUUCCUCAGCGACGAAAGCUGGCGCCGCCUCCGUGUGAAAGAAGAAGAAGAAGAGAAGAAACAUUCCUUGACUGGUAGAGUUAACAAGCAUCUCUCAAGACCUUUGUGA
Ustilaginoidea virens is the source of this 1536-nucleotide messenger RNA. RefSeq lists its product as uncharacterized. Gene Ontology annotation, molecular function: zinc ion transmembrane transporter activity. Gene Ontology annotation, biological process: zinc ion transmembrane transport. Lineage: Eukaryota; Fungi; Ascomycota; Sordariomycetes; Hypocreales; Clavicipitaceae. The coding region runs from base 1 to 1536 and encodes 511 amino acids. The record is from RefSeq and is a predicted model, not a curated record. The transcript has 5 exons. Gene Ontology annotation, cellular component: plasma membrane.